CAGGUUGUGAACAAGAACUUGCUUAUUAUCAAAGUACUACUGCUAUCAAAAUACAUCUUUUAAGCCUUCAUCAUAUUACAAAAGCUGUAGUUCAAAAAAAUCAAAAUUUUUCUCAACAGCUUUUACCAAAAAUUUUAAAAGAUAUAUCAAUAGCUUCUUUGAGUAAAAAAAAACAAAAAGAACUUAAUCAAUAUUUAAUUAGAUUUAUUGUUGGAACUAUUCAACCUUUACAAUUAGUUGAGGCUCUAGAUUUUAUUGAGUUUUGUAAUCAAUUAGAUUUUAGAUAUAAAAUUCCUUCAAAAAAAUUUUUAAAAGAUGAAAUAGAUUUUGUUUAUCAUUAUAGUUCAGAUCAAAUUAAAGAAUUAAUUAAUAAUA
This is a messenger RNA of Scutellospora calospora, 375 nucleotides long. NCBI's taxonomy places the organism in Eukaryota, Fungi, Glomeromycota, Glomeromycetes, Diversisporales, Gigasporaceae. The record is from the annotation of a GenBank genome assembly.